UUUCCUGACAAUUCAAGCAAAAUAUUUUGAUCUUCCCAUCUGAAACCUUAAACUUUACCAUUACAACAAUCAAUAAAUGACAUAUUAUCUCCUUCCACAAUAACCUAUUUAUGAUUUGCGAAUUCUAUACAAUAUACUACUCCCAUAUCCAAAUCGAUGUGCCUAAUGCCUUUGCAGAAAACAGAAAACUGAAACAGGCGAGUACAUUUUACAACCACUUCGGAAUCCGACAGUUGUACUUCGUUAUAUUCGGAGUAGUUAGUAAACUUAGUUGUACAUUAAUGUUGGAGUUGGAAAGCCCAUAACCCAACUUAAAAUGUUUUCUCGGAGAUCCGCUCUCAUCUCAUUUCAGUCCAUCAUCUACCGUCAAUUAUUAAUCUGGAUAACCAGGGUCCACCAAAGAUCCUUCAACGAGGAAAAAAAAAAGGACACUCAUGUGAGUGUAAUCGAGAAUCAAGGCUUUUUUCCGCUUGAAGAGAUCGAGAUUCAACUCCCAGCUGAUUAAUAUACAAACUUUGUAGAUAUACUUACCGUUAUCGCCGCUUACAUCUUUCAAAUUUCAAACACAAACUCAAACUCCAUUCUCACUUCACUUUAUCAGUCCAAAACAAUGUUAACAACUCCAAUCAAGAAAAUGAAGCAAAAAAAUGGCAGAACACCUCUACAACUCAAGAACAUUCCUGCAAAUCCGAUCACUGAUGAUGGAGUUAAGAGUAAGGGAAAGGGGAAGUCUGAAUGGAUAGAGAUUUCAUUAACUGGCAAAGAGAACUAUUUCAAUGUAAUGGAGAAAGUUGAGAAAAAUAAUAAAGAUCUGGAGAUCACUCAGAGUACUAAUAAUGAUAAUGUUCCGAUUAAGAUUGAAUCGUUUGAUUCAUCAUUAGCUGAGGAAUUAGGUGUGAUUAGGAAGAAACUUGAGAGAUUGAGAUUGGAGAAGGAGAGAACUGAAAAGAUGUUGAGAGAGAUGGAUUUGGUAUUGGAUAUGGAAAUGAAAGAGAUGGAGAUGAGAGGGAAGAUGCAGAAGGAAUUGGAAAUGGAAGUUGUCAAGUUACAGAGAUUGAAUGAACUUAGAUCCUUUUGUAUGAGAGCUACUCGAAUCCAAUCGCUUAGAGAAAUUGAAGAAGCAAAGAAGAUUAAAGAAUCUCAAUUGAAGGAGGAGGAAACAGAAAAUGAGAUAGAGAAAUCAGAAGCAUCGUCAUCCUCGAGGGUAAAUGAUGAUGAUCAGAGCUUGGUUUUCUUUUGAUGUGUUUAUGCGUUUUGUCUGAACUAUAGCAUGUGAUACCCAAAACCAGAGAAAAUAAUACGAGUAGCUCAAUAUUUUCUUUUCAUCCAUUUGUAAUUUGUAUUCUUUCUCCUCUUCUUGAUCCAAUUCACAAUGUCGUGUUUAAGUCAG
This is a messenger RNA of Papaver somniferum (opium poppy), 1390 nucleotides long. RefSeq names its product high mobility group B protein 13-like. The record is from RefSeq and is a predicted model, not a curated record. The transcript has 3 exons. The coding region runs from base 611 to 1240 and encodes 209 amino acids. Lineage: Eukaryota; Viridiplantae; Streptophyta; Magnoliopsida; Ranunculales; Papaveraceae.